Brassica rapa (field mustard) is the source of this 4461-nucleotide messenger RNA. Its product is annotated as heterodimeric geranylgeranyl pyrophosphate synthase large subunit 1, chloroplastic. Lineage: Eukaryota; Viridiplantae; Streptophyta; Magnoliopsida; Brassicales; Brassicaceae. The record is from RefSeq and is a predicted model, not a curated record. Gene Ontology annotation, molecular function: geranylgeranyl diphosphate synthase activity. Gene Ontology annotation, biological process: isoprenoid biosynthetic process.
ACCUUCCCCACCAAAACGUUUCUUUCAGGUAUUUAAAAAACCUGAAAGAGUAAAAAAUACUGUUAAAGCACAAACAUGUGUAUUGUCGCCUCGUUGGGUUUUAAUAUUUUGUUCCGAUCAUUCUAGAGAUAGUAAUAUGCCUAUUCAAAUUUAAAAUCAAUAUUCAAAACUGUGACGUGUGUUCAACUUAUCACAUGGAAAAUUAUUGGAUAAAAUUUGACUCUAGUUAGUGGAUAUCAGUUAUACUUUAUUCUUCACAAGCUUAUAAAAUUAUAUACAAUUAACAUGAGUUGCUAACUAAUUAUAUUAGUAUUUAACUAAUUUUUUUAAAAGUUUUCAUACUAAAAUAUUUUAUUAAGAGAUUCAUAUUGGAUACAUAAUGUCUUCUUCUUAUAAUAUUUUUAUCCACAAAAGAAAAUUAAAAUAAAGAUUUUGGAUGAAAAAUAAACGUGACAAUAGUUCUAUUUUACAAAAUUUGCUAAACAAUGGAAGUGCAGAAGAAUAUGCUUUCUAAUAUAAUAAAACAUAUAUACAUCGUCAUCUCCAUCCCUAAACCCUUUAUAAUGCUUUACACUCUAGUAAUAAGUAAUAACCAACCCAACUCUUGUUUUACAAUUACAUAUUCUUAAGAAACCACAAUGGCUUCAAUGACUCUUGGUUCAUUGGUUCACCAUCACCAUCACCAUCAUCCAUCUCCUUGUUCUAUCUUUACCCGAUCUUCUUCCUUCAUGACUCUUAAACCCAUCGUCAUCAACUCAAAACGCACCGUUUCAUCAUCAUCUUCCUACAUCGUCUCCUCUUCCGUCGUCACAAAAGAGGACAACCACAAUUACAAAUCACCAUCCUUCGACUUCAUGUCUUACAUGGUACGUAAAGCCGAAACCAUCAACACAGCCUUGGACUUGGCCGUUCCUCUCCAAGAACCACUCAAGAUUCACGAAGCCAUGCGCUACUCCCUCCUCGCCGGAGGCAAGCGCAUCAGACCCCUUCUAUGCAUCGCCGCUUGCGAGCUCGUCGGAGGCGAAGCCCCCGUCGCUAUGCCGGCAGCUUGCGCCGUCGAAAUGCUCCACACCAUGUCGUUGAUCCACGACGACCUCCCGUGCAUCGAUAACGACGAUCUCCGCCGCGGGAAACCCACGAACCACAAAGUCUUCGGCGAAAACGUCGCCGUUUUAGCCGGAGACGCGCUUCUUCCCUUUGCCUUCGAGCAUCUAGUGACGGCCACGAGUCCCGAGGUCUCUCCGGUGAGACUGGUUCGAGCCGUGGGAGAGUUGGCUAAAGCCGUUGGCGUGGAAGGCGUUGCGGCUGGACAAGUGGCGGAUAUAAGCAGCGAAGGGUUAGACUCAAACGAAGUCGGAUUAGAGCAUCUGGAGUUUAUCCAUUUGCAUAAAACGGCGGCGUUGCUUGAAGCGUCUGCGGUGUUGGGUGGGAUCGUUGGAGGAGGGAGUGAAGAUGAGAUCGAGAAGCUGAGGCAGUACGCGAGGUGUGUUGGUUUGUUGUUUCAAGUGGUUGAUGAUAUCUUGGACGUCACGAAAUCGUCUCAAGAACUGGGGAAAACUGCUGGGAAAGAUUUGGUUGCUGAUAAACUAACGUAUCCGAAGAUUAUGGGUUUGGAGAAAUCGAGAGAGUUCGCUGAGAAGUUGUGUAGAGAUGCUCGUGAACAGCUUUUAGGGUUUGGUUCCGACAAGGUCGCUCCUUUGUUGGCUUUGGCUAAUUACAUUGCAAAUAGACAGAACUGAAGUGUGUUUUCUUCCUUACUUGUUGGAAUCAUUCGAGAUUUUAUUCUCUGGUCGUGUUUCAGAUUGAAUUGUAUAAAAUAUUGGAGAAGCUGAAACAACAGAUUCUUGUGCUUGUUGUUGUAAUCUCUAUGCUUCCGUGUAUUACAAGAUAGGAUAGUUAUGGGUUUAAUACUAUGAGAUCCAUGUUUGUAGGUUCUGACUAAAUCGUUUAGUCCAUUAGGAACCUUUUAAGGCCCAGAUUGUAGCACUGGGCUAUGAAAACCGAUUCAAUAUACGUUUUUAAUAGUUCUUGACCUUAAACAAUUUUUCUGAGAGUGAAUUUUGAGGUUUGGUGAUGAAACAGGCUGGCAAACUUAAGUGGUCAAGAUAAAUGACAGAACAUACACGUUGAUCUAGACAUGGACCACGAAUACCACAUGGGCGUGGCCCAUCCCAUGCCGGGGUUCCCACUUGAACCAAUUAAACUGAGAUGUGUUUUGCGUUUUCUCUGAUCGUUUUUAUAGAUGUGAAUUGUGAACUAGCAAGCCACAAGUACGAAUACUGAAUAAUACACUUAAUGAAUUUCAUCUGUACUUCUAAGAUAAAUCUUUUAUAUUUUAGUCAAAAACUUUCACAAUCAUCAACUUGAUAAUUCAUCAAAAUCAUUGCAAUAAGAGUUUUGGUACAAGGUUAUCUCAUGUAGGAAAAUAUCAUUGCAAAUUGUUACAAAACGGUCAAGAGAUCCAAAAAGCUAGAAAAAUGGUCCUAGCUAACUUUGGUCUUAUAUGAAUUUAGACAAGGCGAAAUUAUAUAAGGUCUAUUUUAGAUGCAAAAUAAAUGCAAAGAUAGUAUUGGGAAAUGGAGAGGCUCCAGACCAUGAGAAUGUUGGUCCCUUGGUCCUUCACACAUAAAAACAGUUUUGCUUCUUUUGUUUUUCUUGAUUUGAUGCCAUUUAUCUUCCAAGUAAGACAAACACUAUGGUAUCUUUUUAGCUUCUUUUUUUUUUCAUUCUCUUCCUUCUUUCUUCCUCAAGAAACACAUCAUGGCCAAGUCAAUCGUCAUUUUCUAUACAGUCUUACUUCGUUACAACUUACAUGUACUAUAUAGUCACAGUCAUGCCUGGCACAUGACUUAACUCGCUGAGAUGUUGAAACUUUAUACGUCAAAAUACAAAAGACCAAAAAUCAUUUUCCCUCUUUUUCGUUAAUUAUUAACGUUAAGAGGGGAGCUGGGUUUGAAUACACAUGGAGCAUUGUAUUUUUUCAUAUAACAGUCAUCGGUUUUUACUUAUGAUAUCUUUGUGAUAGAUAUACCUGAAUUUCAGUCUUUGUAUAUCAAUCCUAGUGUGUAUAUCAUAAAACUCUGACUGUUAUAACUGUCAAAAUUAUAGAUGCUCUCAGUUUUUAAUUUAAUAUUAGAAUUGUGUGCGGGUACUUAUUUUCACUUUUAUAUACAUAAAUAUUAUUUAAAUGUUUAUUAGUUAAUAUUUUAAAUAUUAUCAUAUUUUCAAAUGUUUUUAAGCACAAUAAUUAGAUAGUACAAAUGCUGUAAAAAAAUAUUGACACGUACGCCAUACUAAACCUUCGACAAAUAUUAACCCAUUGAUAUGUUUGAGUAAUAUUUCUUUUAACACGAAAUUGUUUCCCAAAUUUAAUAAUAUUUUAAAUAUUUUGAUUAGAUAUGAGCUAAAUUGCGAGAUUUAGAUACAUCAGAAAAGAAUAUUCAGUUAUAAACAUUAAAUAUUUUUUUACAUGUGAUUCAAUGAUAUUUAAAUCUUAAUAUACAUAUAUUUUAUUUUUAAAUAUAAUUUAUAGUAACUUAAAUGGUUAAAAAUAUAUUUUAGAAAAUAUUUUAUAUAUAUAUAUAUAUGUAUAUAUAUAUAUUUAGGUGAGAUUUAGAUAGAUUAAAAAUGAAUAUUAUGUUAUAAGCAAUAUAUAUUAUUCUACAUGUAAUUCAAACAUAUUUAAAUCUUAGAAUAGAUAUAUUUUAUUGUUGAAAAUAAUUAAUGUUAACCGUAAUAGUUAAACAUACAUUUCUGGAAUAUUCAAAAUACAUAUACUGUAUUUUAGGUCUUACAAUCUAAAUGCAUGGAGUUGAUAUGAUACUUGGAAAAUAUUACAUAAUAUUAUUAAAAAUCGUUUUUAAACUUAAAUUUUCCUAAAAUUUAGCUAAAUCAUUUUAGUAAAUAUGUUUAACACAAAGGGGGUGAUUGGUUGAGGUGUAACUGUAGAAAAUUUACUUUAAAAUUUAGUCUGUAUGAUUUUUUUAUUUAGCUUUAAGAGAUGUAUCUUUAAAAUUUCAUACAGCUAAAAAGAUGGAGCUUUAGAAAAUAAGACUUUUACAGCUAUUUUUUUUGCUGCAGCUUUAAUUUUUUGGUUGUACCUUUAAAAACUAAUAUAAAGCAUGAUUGAUGGUUUUAAGGCUGUAGAUAAAAAUUAAAUCUAAAGUCACUUGCUACAGCCCAACCAAUCACCUUCAAAGUUUUAGCUAAACUUGAUUUAGGAAAUGAUUUAAUAAAAUAGAAGAAAACAAUGAUUACUUAAAGUUAAGGUUAUUUAAUACUUCAAUGACAUUGACUUAUAAAUAAAUUGUAAAUUUAUGGUGAAUUUGUAUUUGUAAUUCUCUUUUAAUAAUAUAUAUAUAUAUACAAAAUCUUGAUUAGUAUAUAUAUAUAGUCUAGUAUAUAUUUAUAGUCUAGCAAAAAGUAACCAUACGAAUAAAGUGAACAACAGGGAAAUGUAGA